Rotaria sp. Silwood2 is the source of this 525-nucleotide messenger RNA. NCBI's taxonomy places the organism in Eukaryota, Metazoa, Rotifera, Eurotatoria, Philodinida, Philodinidae. The record is from the annotation of a GenBank genome assembly.
AUGGUAUAUGGUAUUGCCGCUUCUAUAUUCAGUAUUAUUGUUGGUUAUGCGGGAAAAUUUCAACGUCGUUCAUUGAUAUUUGUAAUUGCUUCUAUUGUGUGUUAUGGAUCAUUAAUUACAAUGCUUUUAUGGAAACCAUAUUCGGCUCAAAUGUAUGUUCUAUAUAUUUUAGCUAUUCUACAAGGACUAGCAAGUGCCAUAUGGGAUCCAGUUGUAUCAGGUAAAGUAUUUUUUGAUUGUUAUUUGAUUGGACUGUGGAAAUUAAUUUUAGCUUUAUAUGAAACUAUGUUUCCUGAGGAAGAGGAAGCAGCUUUUUCAAGUAUGUUGCUAGGUCAGAAUACAGGUCAUAUUGUUGUUUAUUUAUAUGCUGGAUCACUUCGUGCUCGAACAUCAAUUAUUCUUCAAAUUAUUUAUUUAACAAUAGCUUUAAUUGGAUAUUUUAUUUUGGUCAUUAAACAAACUUAUCAACAACAAAAACUACCACCUGUUACUUUAACAAAAGUAGCUGUAAUUGAAAUUCAAUAA